CGAUUAGGUCAUGGCGCUGGCCGCUCGACUCUGGCGCUUUCUCCCUUCGGGACGCGGCACUGCCGUGGGAACUCGGUUUCUGACGGGUGCUGCUGGCAGCCGCGGGACUUGCGGGCCUGGGCGACUCGGCGGCUCUGAGAACUCUGCAGUGAAGCGAGUCGUCAUCUUGCUGGUGGAGGGUCGUGCCUUCAAUUUGUUAACAACGCAACACCUGUGAAGCGCAGUUGAGCAAAGCACAGUGAAAUGAGGUGAUGGGAAACCCAGGAGCCUUUAAAAGAAGCCUCAUAUUCUCAGCCUUGUCUUAUUUGGGUUUUGAGACUUAUCAAGUCAUCUCUCGGACUGCUGUGGUUCAUGCCACAGCCAAAGUCUUGGGAGUUGAAGAAGUCCUUGCACAAGCAGACUACCUCUACGAAAGUGGAGAAACAGAAAAACUUUAUCAGCUGCUGACCCAGUACAAGGACAGCGAAGAUGCAGAGUUACUGUGGCGUUUGGCACGGGUGUCACGGGACGUAGCUCAGCUUAGCAGAACCUCGGAAGCGGAGAGAAAGCUGCUGGUGUACGAAGCCUUAGAGUACGCAAAAAGAGCUCUAGAAAAAAACGAAGCAAGCUUUGCAGCUCAUAAGUGGUAUGCCAUCUGUAUUAGCGACGUUGGAGAUUACGAAGGCAUCAAGGCUAAGAUUGCAAACGCCUACGUUAUCAAGGAGCAUUUUGAGAAAGCAAUCGAACUGAACCCUAAAGAUGCUACUUCAAUUCACCUAAUGGGCAUUUGGUCCUGUAUCGGACUCUUCAGGAGAGUCCUUGAGGACAAAGGACAUACCAGACCGACCAGACAUCUACCAGGGACUGAGGGUGAUCGCGGGACAGCUCGGGCCGGGUGCUGGGGAGCAGACUCGGCUGAGACACAGUCUCUGCUGGAGCGCAGACCCGGUGGGAGGCGGGCACUCCCUCCGCUCCCGUCAGCCUGUCGGCACCAUCCGGACCAUCGGCGUCACCAUCGGGCGUCGCCAUCCGCCUCACCCUGCUCGUGCGCGGACGGGAACUGUCGGGUGCCGUUUUGUCAUUUUACUUCCUUCUUUUUUAACUUCUCUGAGUUAGUUGUCUUCAUGUAAAAAUAGGGUGGUGAUCCCAUCUCGUUUGGCAGUUAUGAGCCGAUGGGACAGUGCCUGGCACAGAGCGAGUGACUGGCGUGAAUGCUGCGCCGUGUUAUCGUCGCGAGUGCUGUCGCCACCAUUUAUAUUUAAUCACAGAAUAUGUCCUAACUGAUGGAUUGAUGUCAGUGUCUAGACACUUCAGUACGAAUAGUAACCUACUAAAUUUUAUCUCAAGUACAAAUUGUUUAAAUGUGCCAUAAAUUGAUUCCUUUUGUAUUAAACUGCUUUGUUCUCUUUAAGAGGAAGAAAAGGUCUGAUU
This is a messenger RNA of Pteropus alecto (black flying fox), 1410 nucleotides long. It is a transcript of the gene RMDN1, whose product is annotated as regulator of microtubule dynamics 1. The coding region runs from base 252 to 1109 and encodes 285 amino acids. Lineage: Eukaryota; Metazoa; Chordata; Mammalia; Chiroptera; Pteropodidae. Gene Ontology annotation, cellular component: mitotic spindle pole; spindle microtubule; cytoplasm. Gene Ontology annotation, molecular function: microtubule binding. The transcript has 8 exons. The record is from RefSeq and is a predicted model, not a curated record.